This is a messenger RNA of Cimex lectularius (bed bug), 1254 nucleotides long. RefSeq lists its product as uncharacterized. The record is from RefSeq and is a predicted model, not a curated record. The coding region runs from base 73 to 1173 and encodes 366 amino acids. NCBI's taxonomy places the organism in Eukaryota, Metazoa, Arthropoda, Insecta, Hemiptera, Cimicidae. The transcript is spliced from 2 exons.
UUAAAAAUGGCUGUUUCGUUCGAAUAUAUAAGCUAAUUGGUUCAAUUCAGAAGCAGAAUCAUCUCAAACGCCAUGAACGGUAUGAUCAUCUUCGCUCUUGCGGCCCUCCAGCUCGCUGCUGGUUGCGUCUACCAAGGCACCGAUGCCGGUUACGCCAACGACGCCACCUACUUCAACGGAGUCGCCAACGGCCUCAACACAGUCUCCAACGACUUCAACGGAGUAGCCACCGGAUUCAACGGAGUAGCCACCGGAUUCAACGGAGUAGCCACCGGAUUCAACGGAGUUGCCACCGGAUUCAACGGAGUUGCCACCGGAUUCAACGGAGUUGCCACCGGCUUCGACGGAGUUGCCACCGACUUGAACGGAGUCUCUACUGGAUUCGUUAACGCCGCUCCCGCCACCGACGCCGUCGACUACGUCGCAGGCAACAACCUCGAUGGUGUUGCAUCUGGUUUCGUCGACAACGCCGCCGGAUACUACAACGCUCCCACCACUUGCCUUACCCACAGAUUGGAACAGGUCGUCCGUCCCGUCGUCGACGAAUGCGUCCGUCACGUUCCCGUCGUCAGGAAAACCGUCAGGCACCAAGAAGAGCAAUUCACCCGCCACGUUCCCGUGGUUGAAAAGACUGUCUCCCAACAAGAAGAGAAAUUCGUCCGUCACGUCCCAGUCGUCCAGAAAUACACCCGCCCCGUCGUUGAGACCCGCACCCACCACGUUCCCGUAGUCAAGCACAGGACCAAGACCGUCGUCGAACCUUACACCGACCACGUCCCAGUCACUGAGAAAUACACCAGGCCCGUCGAAGAAACCGUCGUCCGCACUGUCCCCGUCGUCGAAAGGAGGACCAAGCCCGUCGUCCAUCAACACGUCCGUCACGUCCCCGUCACCGAGAGGAGGUCCAGGCCCGUCGUCGAAUCCCACGUCACCACCGUCCCCGUCAAGCAACGCUUCGUCAAGAACCUCGUUGAACAACGCGUCCGUUCAAGCUCUAACCCUUGUGCUCCCUGCCCUCCCGGCUUCUACUCUGGAGUUGAAGGAUACGCACCAGCUUCCUACGCCACCUCCUCUUUCGCCGCCCCCGCACUCGGAGACGUUUACACCGGAUCUUUCGCCGGACACGCCACCGAGACCCUCCCCGCCACCUACAACACCCACGCCACUUGCUAAGCAGAAGAAAACGGACCAGAGAAGUUUUUAUAAUUUUUUAUAGAUGUUUUAUAUAAUAAAUUCCGCAUAUUUUAAUUAAAA